This is a messenger RNA of Bipolaris victoriae FI3, 150 nucleotides long. RefSeq lists its product as hypothetical. The record is from RefSeq and is a predicted model, not a curated record. Lineage: Eukaryota; Fungi; Ascomycota; Dothideomycetes; Pleosporales; Pleosporaceae. The transcript has a single exon. The coding region runs from base 1 to 150 and encodes 49 amino acids.
AUGGGUGUUUCCUUUUACGCGUGUUCGUUUGGGUGGAGGGCUUACCCUGAGUUACGUGCAGGUGGUGCGGUACCUUUGUCGCGAAAGAUUAUUUUCAGGGGCCGGGGGGUGUGGGUGCGGGUGAAGGGGGGUAGGGUCCUUUCAGGCUGA